AAUGAAGCAUCAAGAAGUGUCCGUGGACUAUUGGGCUAUGCUGAAGUCGAUGUUCACAUACGGCGCUCUAGCGGCGCUGUGCUGGAUCAUGCUACGUCUGUUCCACACCGCCUUCACACUGCCGAGGCGGUUGCGGUCACAGCAGGAGAACAUUCAGAACACGUUGAAGGAUCUACAGGCACGAUUUCCGGAUCUAAAUAUAACUGAAGAAGAUUUAAUCAACGCUGAAAAGGAGUUCGAUGAACUAACGAAGGAAAACGAGAAAACUACAGGAAAUUCGGAAGAAAACUCGAACCAAAACAUACCUGAAAUUGUAGAACCUACUGAAGAAACUGAGGAAAACAAAAAAGAUAUCUAACUAAUGACAGUCUUUAAUUAAUAUUUAUAUAAUAUAAGUUAUGUAGGUAAGGCACAAAAUUACUCUUA
This is a messenger RNA of Bicyclus anynana (squinting bush brown), 426 nucleotides long. RefSeq lists its product as uncharacterized. The record is from RefSeq and is a predicted model, not a curated record. The transcript is spliced from 2 exons. NCBI's taxonomy places the organism in Eukaryota, Metazoa, Arthropoda, Insecta, Lepidoptera, Nymphalidae. Bases 2 to 358 code for a protein of 118 amino acids.